Tarenaya hassleriana is the source of this 1574-nucleotide messenger RNA. RefSeq names its product blue-light photoreceptor PHR2-like. Lineage: Eukaryota; Viridiplantae; Streptophyta; Magnoliopsida; Brassicales; Cleomaceae. Bases 96 to 1457 code for a protein of 453 amino acids. The record is from RefSeq and is a predicted model, not a curated record. Gene Ontology annotation, biological process: photoreactive repair. Gene Ontology annotation, molecular function: DNA binding; FAD binding. The transcript is spliced from 4 exons.
AGGUAUGAACUUUGAGGAACAGAAUCGACGACGGCUUAUCAUCCAUCCUGUUCUUCUCUCUCAGGCACACUCACUCACCCGUUCGCCUGAAAAAAAUGGACAACAAUCGUCAAGAAACCCUAAACGCGGAGACCAAAUCCCCAGAAGAACAUGACCCACUCGCCAUUGACCCUUCUUCUCCUUUUUUACCCUUUGCCUCAAUCUCUCUCUCCCUCUCCACCUUCUUCCCCAGCUACACCCAGUUCUCCCUUCACCCGAAAUUUACUCAGUUAUUUUCUCACAAGGUCAAAAUCCCUACGCAAGCCUCUUCUCUUACCCAUCUCUCUCUCUCCACUGCUCCUUCUCCUUCUCCUUCCAGAAUCUCCUUCAACUCCACCGUCUUCCUCAAUCCUCUGCUGUCUCCUCUCUCCCUCGUCCCUCGCCGCCCCGUCGAUCCUUCCUCCGCCGCUGCUCUCCGCCGCACCGCUGUCGUCUGGUUCCGCAAUGACCUCCGCGUCCACGACAACGAAUGUCUCAACUCCGCCAACGACGAGUGCGUUUCCGUUUUGCCCGUCUACUGCUUCGACCCCAGAGAUUAUGGCAAAUCCUCAUCCGGGUUCGACAAGACGGGGCCGUUUCGUGCCCAGUUCCUGAUCGAGUCCGUCUCCAACCUCCGGAAGAAUCUCCAAGCGAGAGGGUCGGAUCUCGUCGUUCGUGUCGGGAAACCAGAGUCCGUUUUGGUCGAAUUGGCUAAGGCGGUAGGAGCGGACGCGGUGUACGCCCACCGUGAAGCGUCUCGCGACGAGGUGAAGUCGGAGGAGAGGAUAGAAGCGGCAAUGAAGGAGGAAGGCGUCGAAGUGAAGUACUUCUGGGGAAGCACGCUGUAUCACAUUGACGAUUUGCCGUUUAAAUUAGACGAAAUGCCGACGAAUUACGGUGCAUUCAGGGAUAAAGUCAAGGGUCUGGAGAUUCGGCAGCUGAUGUCGGAUUUGGAUCAGUUGAAGGGUUUGCCUUCUCAGGGAGACGUAGAACCCGGCGAUAUUCCUUCUCUGGUGGAUCUCGGGAUCAAUCCGACCGCUAGAACGAGUCAGGAGGGGAGACCUGCAAUGGUGGGAGGAGAGACAGAGGCAAUGGAGAGGAUACAGAACUUUGCAGCAGAGUGCAAGGCUCAAUCGAAGGGCAACAACAGUAACAGCGUGUAUGGCUCAAAUUUCUCGUGCAAGAUAUCGCCAUGGUUGGCCAUGGGGUGCAUCUCUCCUCGUUCCAUGUUUGACGAGCUGAAGAAAACCGUCUCGAGCGCUGCCUCCGCCGUAACUGCAAGGAAGGGGGCAGGAGACAUUGGGCUGAACUGGUUGAUGUACGAGUUGAUGUGGAGGGAUUUCUUCAGGUUUAUCACCAAGAAGUACAGCUCUCCCAAGAGACAGGAGGUUGAAGCUGUUCCUGCAACAGCUUGCACUGCUGGUGCCGCCUUUGCUUAGACGACAGAAGUUUUGCUUCUUGUCGAUGUCUGUUCUCUCUGUUAAAUUGAUUCCUUACUCCUCACGACAUUGUACGCUUUCCUUUGAAUAAAAGGAGUAUUAUUGGGUUGGGGAAUA